AGUAGUCCCCGGGCCCCUACAGUACGUCACAACCUCUCUCACAAUCACCACCGUAGUGAACCUAAAACAUUAACUUGUGUAAUAAAACCAUCUGCCAGCAUAUUGAUACAGAGGCAGAAAGUGAUCUCGUGUGACUGACAGUGGCUGGAAAUAAUAAUACUCACGAUAUUCUAGCUGUCAAAAGUGUUGUGUGGUGGCUAGUGGAUGUGCGUGUGUGUGUGUGGUUAGUGAAGGGAAAGUGAGGCAGACUGGAUCUUUACCACUGGGGUUUACUCUUCAUCACGGAGGCAAGAAUUGGGUGUUUCAGCAGGGCGGGUGUUGCUGCGUCAGGGGGUGAGGGUGGAGCCAUGCGUCCACCACGGAGCUCCCCCCAGCCAACCACCCAGCUGCUGCUGUUGCUGUCCCUGCUGCUGCCUGCCACAGUACUCGCCACCACCACUACUGCAGGUGUUGUGGAGCAGGACAGGUCAGCCGUGUACAAGCAACGGGUGGAGGUGAGAGUGGACGGUACCACCGCCUACAGCGCCACCGCCGUAGUGGAAGUCAGCAGGUACACCUCAGACACACUGCUAAUUCUCACCACUAGAGACCCGGACAACAACGCCACACCCCUUGUGUCAGGUCGGGGAUCAGGACGUGCUGUGGUGGUGAAGAGUGUGAGAGGCCACCUUACUUCCCUACUACACCAUGUUGAGGAAACACCCGCCUCCCUUAACUACAAGAGGUCGCUCGCCUCCCUCCUCACCCCCGCCCACCACACCGCCUCACUCGCCUACCACACACAGGCCGAUGUGUUGGGGACGUGUGAGGUGCGGUAUGAGCGUCAGGGGUCAACCACCAUCACCGAACGUGACCUGACCCGCUGCUCCCACUUCACCCUGGAGAGAGUCCUCGGUGGCCAUCACCUGCCCCUCCUUCACCUGAGUGUGGACCUGGUGGGCAGCACCUCACGCUGCCAGUACCGGUGGCGGGGCGCAGCCGGGGGCGUGCUAGAGGGCGUCCAGUGCACAGAGACGUUACUGGUGGCCCCUCGGUACUCCCGAGCGUCAGACCUCCUCAACAUCACCAUCACCUCAUCCCUCACACACACCGCCACCGCCCACUUCAACCCCGCUGCCUAUGAGUACUUGGAGGAGGCGACCGAGACAACAGACGUGACCUACCAACCAGUGCCGUACGAGACUGAAGGAGACGACAAGGACGUGUCGGAGCUGCUGAAGGAAGUAUGCUCGACGGAGGGUGAAGGACGUCUCACGGGCGGUUUACUACAGAAGAUGUCGCAGCUGAUGCACACGGUGGCUCGCUCCUCCACGCUAGACCUGCCCCACUUCACCACCUCCUGCCCCGCCAACCUCAGGAAGAUGGUGGCGGUGGCGUGGGCCGUGGUGGGAGGUCCUCGCACUUUACACUUCUUCUUCGCCCAGCUGGCUGAACUGGCACGAGACCCCGAGGACCCCAUGAGGCUAGGGGACGACUUCCUUUUCACCCUGGCGUUGAGGAGUCUAGUGGACCCCGGCCACCAUGCCCGACACAACCUUCCUCACGACUUCUUCCUUCGUCGGGAGAACCAGAUGGUGUAUGAGGAGCUGGUGGACUACUUGUUACAACAGACGCCCCCACCGGUGUCAGGAGUGGCGGCGCUGCUGGAGGGGCUGAAGCAGGUGUCGCCGCAGUUGUAUGAGCGACUUCUGCGCAAGUGUGGUCCCUACCUCUCCCCCGAGGCCGCCUGCGACCGAGGGGACCACGCCGAGGCUGUGAGGUUGCUGCGGGGUGUGGCUGGGUUUACUUGUCGGCCUCAGGACUACGUGGUCAGGUCCUGCUUCGCCAACGAUAAUGUGGAUGUAUUGGUCGCUGCCAUGGACACCCUCGCCUGCAUCGACUGUAGCGUUCAGGGCGUGACGGAACUACAGAAGCUGGGUCUGAAUAGUCCCUCGGACCCCGAGAUCCGCAUCGCUGCCUACCGGGGCCUCGUCCACUGUAUCCCCGUACAGCCCCAACUACUGAACACCGUCGCCAAGGCUCUCAACUCUGAAGAUGUCGACUAUUCUCCUCAAGUUGCGUCGUAUGUGUGGAGUCACGUGCAGUCCGUGUUGUCAUCAGACGACCCCACCCUGAUGAACCUGCGUGACUUGCUGACCACCGCCGACAUUUCUCAGGUGCCGGACCCGGUGUGGUAUGACCCAAGACAACACUCACGACACAUGGCCCGCACGGUGCACCUGGACGCCCGCACAGCCCUCACCCUGGCCGGGGACUUAGUGUGGGGCAGGUACUCCCCCGCACCCAGGGCUCUCUACCUCAACCUCGCCCUCCACCACGACGGACACACUCACCAGAUGGCGCAGGUGGUGGUGCGGGUGACGGGGCUGGAGGCGAUGUUGUUGAGUAUCCCCGGGGUGGAGCAUCUGAUGGAGGCCUCCACCGUCGCUGCCGCAAACCUCUGGUCCACCUUGACGCGCCUCGCCCGUCCCUCCCUCAGGAACAAGAGGGAGAUCUCCCACGACCAGAUCGUUGAGUUCAUCCAGCAGGUCAUGUCGAGGAUCCCUGUCGGGUACCGUAUGGGGUCGUCCAGUCUGGAGGUGUCGCUACGCCUGCUGGGGACCCACGCCCUCCACGUCCGCCUCGCCAACUUCCGCUACUCCUCCCCCUUCAGCGCCCUCGCUGACAUGCUCCAGCCGCCUCUCCAUGCUGCGUUGGCGGUCUUUGCCCCGCUCUUGGACAACACCCUCACCAUGGUCACCUCCUCAGGGGUGCCAGUUGCCCUCCGCCUGACUGGCGUCGGGGGCCUCCAGACGCUGGCAAACCACAACACUCGGCAGAACGGCGGCAUCUUCAACCUCAUGGCCAGCGGCGGAAUGUGGGUGGGGGCGCGGCUGGAGGUGGGGCAGCAGCGUGACGCAGCCCUCAACUCCCAUCUCCUGUGGUCCUCAGACGUCCCCAUCAACGCCGACUACGAGUAUGAGGGUGAAGCGAUCCAGGUGAGCUUCCGUGUCCCUGAUGACUGGACGGGUCUACUGUGGCAACGACGACGUGAUACUUCCAUAGUAGACAACACUCUUCAGCUGAGAGUGACUCAAGACUGCCUGGGUUCUGGGGGACCUGUUGAGCUGUGCCUGGAAACCUGCACCAGCGAGAAUGAGGCGUUAGGAGGAUCUGUCAGAGGCCCCGACGGCUGGCUGGCUCCUUACGCCCACUCCGUCACCUUACAUUUACCUCCUGGCGAACCUAUCAUCAUUACUACCUCCAACCCUAACAUGGGCGGCGAAGCUCAGGUAACACAGAUAAUGGUGGAGGCGGGCGGUGAUAGGUUCGACGCCAGCCUGGUCAUACAACAGCUGCCUUCCCUCUCCGUCAUCUUCACCUUCAACUCCCUCCAUCACUCGUACUACUUCAAAGGGUUUGCUGGGUCCCGGGAGAGAAUUACCCAGAUGGCGGGACUGGAGGUGGGUCUUGAUCGAUCCCGCUAUGGCGUCCGUCUCCAGUUAUCCACACCACAUUUGGAGCGUCAGAGAGUAUGGAGUCCCUCUGCCUUCAUCACCACCCCAGAAGGAGGCGAGAAGGAGGUGAUGCGGGGGUUUAUAUCGUGGAAGGAGGAGCAAGAGGACGUGUUCUCUGCUGAGUUGAGUUUAAGUACGAUGGGACCAGUGACUGACUACAUCAAUUUAAGGAUUGCAAGCGAGGUGGGGGUAACCAUCAGCCUCGAGGACGGGUCACUCAUGAUGGUAGAGGUGAGGUCGCUGACGGUCGCCUGGCCUGGCACCUUCCGUGUGGACACCAGCGGGCGGCUCUUCCUGACACUAUCACCCCACGGGCACGGCUUACUCAAGGUUGGAUGGGGUGAGGAUGACGGGGAGAUUGAAGUGAGUAUGGCGGUGGGUCCUGUGGUGACCUUCCUGAUAGACCAGCAACAACAGCAGCAACUAGAGGGGACUAGAGGAACCUCCUUCAAGUUCUCUAUCAGUGGCCGACACAGGGAGCAGCCCGGGGUGACGGAGGGUAGUGUCGCCCUCAUCCUGGACGCUGGUCGAGUAGAUGUGGACCUCAACUUUGUUCUUGCCGAGAAAGGAGGGUUCAGUUUCUCGCACACCUACAGUGGUCCCGGGGAUAUCAAGACGUCUGCCAGAGUGGCGUACGAGCCGCUGGAUGUGUGGUGGGGCUGUGAGCACGAGCUCUUAGUGAGGGAGGAUCAGCUACGACACUGGCUGAACGUCUCGUGGUCUAACAACCCCCUCGACAAGGUCUCCUCCCUCGUCCAGGUCGCCAGCCACUCCUACACUCACCUCGACGUGUUACUCAGGGUUCUGGUGAUGUGGCCAGGUCAGGUGGUGGAGGUGCAGGAGACGCUGGCGAAGGCGCUGGGGGGGAGCUACAAGAACAAGCUGAUGGUACGGCUGGAGCCCGGCAACACCUUCAACAUGGACACCAUCAUCAUCACGAGGUCAGACAACGAGAUCUUCUCUUACGGCCUCUCCAACACCUUCAAGCUUCUCACCUGGGUCAGCCCCGUCAGUGUGGUGGGGACGUUCAACUGUGUCGGGAAGGGUCAGUGCUCGGUGGUGGUGACGGCGGAGCAGGGCGGGGACGAGCUCCUUGACCUACACCUCCAACACACUGCUGCAGGCGGCGUCUCUCGGACCGAGGCCAACAUCGUCGUCACUCACUGGGUGGAUGGGUCAGUAUCAGUGGACGCGGCCCACAUGAUCGGCUACUACAACGUCAAGGGCAGGGCGGCUGUGUGGCGGUGGGGUCGUCUGGUUGAGGGCCGUGUCGAGGUGGAUGUAGCCUCAACUGACGUGGCGGCGGCGGAGGUGCUGGUGAAGGAGCUACUGGAGGAGGGCUUGCAAGGGCCUCUCACUCACGCCUACAACGGUACCCUCACACUCAACUACCAAGCUAGGACGCUUCAUGUCAGGCAGGAGGUGGUAGUGAGCAGGAGGGAGGCACCAACUGUGGGCAGGAGUGGUGCAGGGCCGUGCUGGACACACGGUCAUCAACAACAGACACUUCGUUAAGGCGACCCUCAUGACGCCCACCGGGAUGUACUACACGGCCAGCGGAGACGUCAGCUCCCAGGUGUCCGGCACCGAGUCUGUGGUGGCCGCCCUCACAUUAUCAGCCGGAGCAGGACCCGACGCCUCUUACCUCCUGUCCUGGGACUUCGACCUCCAGCAACCUCUCUCCAGUGA
This is a messenger RNA of Homarus americanus (American lobster), 5186 nucleotides long. RefSeq lists its product as uncharacterized. Gene Ontology annotation, biological process: lipid transport. The transcript has 31 exons. Gene Ontology annotation, molecular function: lipid carrier activity. The coding region runs from base 348 to 5012 and encodes 1554 amino acids. NCBI's taxonomy places the organism in Eukaryota, Metazoa, Arthropoda, Malacostraca, Decapoda, Nephropidae. The record is from RefSeq and is a predicted model, not a curated record.